UCAGUGUUUGUGGACAUAGUAUACCGACGGACUGAGGACUACGCACAUAUGUUAUCAGCGACAUUUCUACACACAGCAAGAUGUCGGCACCCCAUGUAUUGCUUUCAGUACUUGGGGUUGUUCUUGGAGCGACCAUCGGUAUAGAUGCUAAGCCCAAUAUUGUCAUAUUCAUCGCCGAUGAUCUUGGUUAUGGUGAUGUUGGUUGCUUUGGUAACACUACCUUGAAAACACCAAACAUUGACCGCCUAGCGAGGGAAGGGGCAAAAAUGACCCACCACCUAGCAGCCGCGAGCAUGUGUUCCCCCAGUCGAACAGCUCUACUAACGGGUCGGUACCCUGUCAGAUCAGGUAUGGUGCCGUCCGGACAAAUUCGAAUCAACACAUUCGUUGCCAGUUACGGAGGACUACCUCCAAGCGAGGUCACCAUAGCAGAACUGGCACAGUCCGCUGGCUACAAGACUGCUUUAAUAGGAAAAUGGCACCUGGGCAUGAGCCGUACAUUUGGUGACAAUGUUUAUCAUCCAAAGAAUCAGGGAUUCGACAGUUUUUACGGUCUUCCAUUGACAAACCUUCGCGAUUUUGGCGAUGAUGGCGACUCCAUUUUCAGGGCAUACUUUCCAAUAUGGCAGUGGCGUUGUUUAGGAAUCAUAAUGGUAGGAUGUUUGACGUCGUUUGGACUUUACAAGCGGUCGUAUGUAGGAGCGCUUUGUUCUUUAGUGUUAAUUGUUUUCACUUUAAUACCUGUCGGAACAUUCAUGUUCGUCGUUACUAAUAUGAAAAUACUAAACAGUAUGCUUUAUAAAGACUUCAAUAUAGUGGAGCAGCCAAUUCGUCUCCGAGGAAUGACGCAAAGGUUUGCGAAGGAAAGUGUAGAAUUUUUAGAACAAAGAAAACUCGACAAUAGUCCGUUUCUGCUGGUAGUUUCUUGGACCCAUGUCCAUACAGCUAUCCAGGUUACGAAAGAUUUUCAUGGGCGGACUCAGCACGGUCGCUAUGGCGAUGCGGUGGAGGAACUCGACAGUGGGGUAGGGGAAAUCACGGAUGCCAUGGACAGACUUGGAUUUAGGGACGACACUGUUGUUUACUUUACGUCCGACAACGGAGGUUAUUUGGAAGAAAUUGGUCUUCAAGGCGAAAUGAAUGGUGGAUACAAUGGUAUUUUUAAAGGUGGUAAAGGACAGGGCGCAGUGGAGGGCGGUAUACGCAUGCCCGGUGUGAUUCGAUGGCCAGGUAAGAUCCCACCAGGAACGGUAGUUGACGAACCAACGUGGAUGAUGGACAUGUAUCCGACACUGGCGCGUGCCAUGGGGGCAGAACUACCAAAAGAUCGUCUUAUAGACGGAAAAGAUGUUUUACCCCUCCUGAGUCAGAUUGACACGAGGUCGCCUCACACAUUCAUGGUUCACUACUGCGGGAUCGACGUACACGCCAUCCGAUAUAGGCCAAGGACAGGUAACAAGGUGUGGAAGUUAGUCCUGCGAUCACCUAACUAUAUCCCAGGGACACACAAAUGCCGUCCGAUAUGUACUUGCCCAGACGCAGUGGUCCACGACGAACCAUUACUUUAUGAAUUGACAUCUGACCCAAGCGAAGCGAAACCAUUAAACUACUCCGGCAAUUCCGACCUUCAAAGUGUAGUGGAUGUAAUAAAGGAAGGCUUAGAACGUCACAUCCGGUCCGUCGAGCCCGUUGAGAUCCAAUUUUCUACACGAAAUGUUAUAUGGAGGCCUCAGUUACAAGUGUGUUGUAAUUUCCCAAGAUGUCACUGUACAGAUCCCAAAUAUGCUGACUAUGACUGAUAAUUUACAGUGAAACGUGGCCAUACGUAGACAAGUAUAUAUUUGCCGAUGCAUGUACCCAUUUGGUAACAUAAUCACGGAGGGGAGUCACGUGAUCUUAAGAUACGAAUUCAAAAUGGUGGCCACAAGUGUAGAAAGCAUACAAUGAGGUAAGACACUGAAAAUACUCAUUACAUAGGCUUUUCAU
This is a messenger RNA of Pecten maximus, 1986 nucleotides long. RefSeq names its product steryl-sulfatase-like. The record is from RefSeq and is a predicted model, not a curated record. Lineage: Eukaryota; Metazoa; Mollusca; Bivalvia; Pectinida; Pectinidae. Gene Ontology annotation, molecular function: arylsulfatase activity.